Dendronephthya gigantea is the source of this 614-nucleotide messenger RNA. RefSeq names its product coiled-coil-helix-coiled-coil-helix domain-containing protein 2-like. The transcript has 3 exons. Bases 129 to 536 code for a protein of 135 amino acids. Gene Ontology annotation, cellular component: mitochondrion; nucleus. Lineage: Eukaryota; Metazoa; Cnidaria; Anthozoa; Malacalcyonacea; Nephtheidae. The record is from RefSeq and is a predicted model, not a curated record. Gene Ontology annotation, biological process: mitochondrion organization.
CCGAAGAACAACCGAAGCGUGAUUGAAAAAUUGCUAAAUCAUUGAAUUUGAUAUUUCAUCAGAAAAAUCGCUAUAUAUCGCUCGAUCGUGAAGAAGGAAACACGGUUUGUUUUUUUAGUGUUUUAAAGAUGCCUCGUGGAAGAUCCAGAGCGCGUUCUUCGCCAGGAGGGGGCUUUUCUAGUCGUUCAAACGCACCGGCCCCUCGACCUUCAAGCAGUGUCUCAGCUCCACAAGGCACGAACGUUCAAAGAGGACCAGGUUUAUUUGGUCAGAUGGCUUCGACGGCCGCGGGAGUUGCCGUAGGAUCUACUGUUGGUCAUGUGGUUGGUGGCGCUUUAACUGGUGGUUUUCAUGACAACCAGAAUGCGGCAACAUCAGGACAACAGGAACCGACCAGUACAAUACAAGGUUCCAAUCCAUGCCAGUUUGAAUUUGAACAGUUUGUCCAGUGUGCUCAAAACCAACAUGACAUCACAUACUGCAAAGGCUUCAAUGAAGUCUUGAAACAAUGUAAAUUGGAACAUGGUUUGAUGUAACUCGACCGCAGAUGAAGUUUUGAUAAAAAAUAACAAAAUGCUUGUAAAAGUUUUUAUUUAUUUGGAAAUUAUAAAAAU